Molecule: messenger RNA, 3039 nt
Organism: Tinamus guttatus (white-throated tinamou)
Lineage: Eukaryota; Metazoa; Chordata; Aves; Tinamiformes; Tinamidae
Source: RefSeq, a predicted model, not a curated record
AGAGAUGGACUGAAGCUUGAAACUGAAAUAUUGGAUGGAAAGCCUAGACUAAUUUUAGCUUCUUACGGUACAUCAAAACCCGCAGUGAAGAUGGGUAAUAAAGCCAGAGUCACUAAACAUGCCUUGAGAAUAAGGCACACCGAGCAUGUUCCGAGGUCAACACAGAAUGCCCUUAUCCAGCAUGAAAGCUUAACAAAACCAAGAAGCACAUCAAGUUUAUCCAUGACAAGAUGUGAUAGACUGCUAGUUACUGCAAAUAACUCCUCACAUGAAGCCCCAACUAAAGAUAACUCUUUGAUUUUCCAAAGAGAUAACAACAGCAGAAUGCUUGAUUCGGAGAAUCUUGAUGUUAAAAAAAGCAAACAGAAAACUCAAAAUGCACAUACAUCAGCUGAAGACCUAAGAAAAAGCUUGGUGUGUUUAACACAAGAGCAGCUUGAACAGAUUUUGAUGACUGUAAAAGAAGGAACUAGAAGUCUCUCUGAAGUUCAUAAUGAAAAGCAAGAGGAAAUGGCUACUGACAAGACAUCAGAGGAAAACACUAUCACAGUGCUCCAAAAAGCUGGUGAAGCUUCAUCCGUUCCACAUGAAGCAAGUUCCAAUUCAAGCAGGAAACAAGAAGCAUAUCCACAACCAGGACAGAAAGCUGUUAUAAAGAAUUCAUGGAAACCUGCUGACAUGUUUAGUACCUUGGGUGAAAGAGAAGGGGAUAAAGCCUUAUUAGAACUUAAAAAGACCCAGUGGAAGAAGGAAUUAGAUGAGCAGGUAGCUCUGAAGAAGAAACUAAAAGAAACUUUGGAAGGAGAGGUGACUGAUUUCUGGAAGAGACCUGGCAGUGAUAAAAUCUAUAUAGAGAAAAUGGAAACAGCUGACCCAGAUAAGACAGUGUUUCCAGCUGAUUCAGUUACUACUAUUGAUGAAAACUGUAGAACUAUUUUAAGCACAGAGGCUAAUGAAGUUCCACUCAGUGUUUCAAGUGGUCCAGCUGGGCAGUGUUCAUAUUUCAGUUCUUCUGACUUACCAACUGUCAAUUACACAGCACUUGUGUUAGGCCUAGAAGCUGCACCACAGGAACAACCUUUAAGUGCUGUGAAACAUGAGCAACAGAAAGAGUGGACUGAAGAGUUAGAGAAAGAGAAGGAAGAAGUUAAGCUACAAAAAGAAAAACUAAUUAUAUCAAAGGCUGAAGAGCAUGACAGAUGGGCAAUGCAUUUUGAUUCUUUAAAGAACCACCUCGAUGCUAAUGCACAACACCCCUUAAAUGGAGCGUACAAAAAGCAGCCUGAAAUUCUUUGCCCAUCACCUGAUCCUAAGGAGCUGACUGCUUUUAUUCACCCUUUUUCAGCUGCAGCUUUAGGCAACCUCAUGCCCUCAAAGGUGGAAAAUGCCGAAAAAGCUGCUAAAAACAGUCCUGCGGAACACAGUCAGAAAGUCAGUUUCCUUCGUUCAAUGACAGCUCUCCUAGAUCCUGCCCAGAUUGAAGAGAGAGACAGAAGGCGGCAGAAACAGUUAGAACACCAGAAAGCAAUAAUGGCUCAAGUAGAAGAAAAGCGGAAGAAGAAACAACUGGAGGAAGAGCACAGGAAAUGGGAAGAGCAAGAGGAAGAACAGCGUCUAGCCCGGGAAAGAGAACUAAUGCAGAAACAAUUUGAAGAAGAUAUGCUGAAGCAAAAACAAAAGGAAGAACUCAUGACCCUUAAAACAAAUGAGCUCUAUCAGACAAUGCAGAAAGCUCAGGAAUUAGCACAGAGAUUAAAACAAGAACAGCGCAUUCGAGACCUGGCGCAGAAAGGACAUGACAUUUCAAAACUCCAGAAGAGUCUUGGUGGUGGUGAUACUGUAUUUGAAAAUUAUAAUACUGUCAUUUCACAUCAAAGUCAUAAUUUUUCUAAUGAAAUUAUCAGUAAAGUUGAUCAGCAAACUUCUCCUCGGAAGGACACUGCUGUACAAACAGAUGACUUUAUUAUGUCAACGUAUGCUCAGUCAGCUGAGGAAAGAACCAAGUGUUGCGGAUCACCUGAUAUUUCCAUAGAAUAUAAAGACACAUCUAACAGCAAAAAAUGCCAAAAAGAAAUGCUCUGUACAGUUAAAAAGAAAAUUGCAGAAGAGGAGAAUGAUGGCAUUUACAAUGAUCUGUAUGAACAAUUUGCAAGAAAAGAAAGACAAGUUAAAUCUAUGGAAAAAUGUGGCAAAAGACCUGACUGGAACAUAAACAAACCUAGAAAAAGAUACAUUCCAGCAUCAGAAAGAUAUCCUAAACAGUUACAGAAACAAAGGGAAGAAAACAAAGUAAGACGACAAAUGGAGCUGCUUCAGUUGGUAGAGAGAAAUACCCCUGGGAAUCUCUGCCAGAAGAAGGGCAGCCCUUCGGAGAGGUCUCCGUCACCUCACCAGGACGUGAGCAGGAAGACUAAGGGACACGCAGGCCGCAAGGAAGAACAAUUACAUAAGAAUCAUUUGAAUGAAGAAAGAUCUGAAUCACCACCUGUUCCAGCAGUUAAGAACAGAUUACACCAAGGACAACAAAAACAGACACAUACUUCUAAUUUCCUGAUGCUUAACAAUAACAGUAGAAGAGACAAAAGUACCAACAUGGACACACAGCAGAGGAGACCCCCUGCUCCACUGACCGACCCUGGGAGGCCUCCCUCUUCCCACUUUGUUCCCUACGUUCGAACAAACGAAGUGUAUUGUCUUGAUCCAGCUGCACCAGUGACUAGACCUUCGACACACGACCCACAGCAUCAACAGUUUAAUGAUUCUUACUCAACAUCGCGGCAGAUAUUUAGCUCUGAUCAUGUUAGAGAUCCUCUUCUGAAUCCUGAUGUGGUUAAAAUCAGAGAGCGACAACAAGCAAUUCUCAAGGGAUUGUCAGAAUUACGCCAGGGCCUCUUGCAGAAACAGAAGGAGUUGGAGACUAGCUUAAUUCCAGCUAUAGCACAAGAAGAGAUCUUUAUUUCCCCACUUUAAAAGUUGAUCCUCUUGACCUCUUCCUGCCCCUCCUGAAGGAGAGCAGCAGUUAGCAUUUGUAGACUUUCU